AUGGUCACGAAUAAGGGUGCUGGAAGAGCGGUGUCUGGUGUUGGGUUUGAGGAGUACAGGGUGGGUGAUUUUAACCAUUGGUUACAAAGGAAUGUUGUUAGUACUAAGAAUUGGGUUCAAAUUCGGAGUUGUUUGGUUGACACUAAAGUUUGUGCGUCGUUGGAUCGUGUUUAUACUAAUCAUGGUCUUGAUUUUCUCAACAAAAACUUGUCUCCAAUUCAGUCAAGCUGUUGCAAGCCACCAACGUCAUGUGGGUUUACCCCUAAGAACGCAACCUAUUGGGAGGUUCCGAAGACAGGGCCGGCCUCAUCGGAUUCCGACUGCAAUGCAUGGAGCAACAACAAGGACAAGUUGUGCUACGAUUGCAAGUCUUGCAAGGCAGGUGUACUAGCCAAUCUUAGGGAGGAGUGGCGCCAUUUCUUGAUCUUCAAUAUCACAAUCUUUAUCAUUCUCUUUGUCAUUUAUAUGUUUGGUUGUUGCGCAAUCCGUAAUAGUUAUAAUCGUUCUUCUUCCAACAAGCACCCUUAG
This is a messenger RNA of Chenopodium quinoa (quinoa), 528 nucleotides long. Its product is annotated as tetraspanin-11-like. The coding region runs from base 1 to 528 and encodes 175 amino acids. NCBI's taxonomy places the organism in Eukaryota, Viridiplantae, Streptophyta, Magnoliopsida, Caryophyllales, Amaranthaceae. Gene Ontology annotation, cellular component: plasma membrane; plasmodesma. The transcript has 2 exons. The record is from RefSeq and is a predicted model, not a curated record. Gene Ontology annotation, biological process: auxin-activated signaling pathway.